AUGGCAAACAAGUUUGGAUUAGGGUCUAUACCUCUAGAAUCUAAAAAUCCCAUGACGACGUUUAUAAACAAAGCGAAACCUUUUUUCGUGGAUCAAAUCGGAGACACCUUACAAGGGGAUAUCGAUAUGAACAAUUUCAAAAUAACUAAUUUAAAGUUUCCAGGAAACGAUAACGAUGCCGUGAACAAGAAAUAUUUACUGGAUCAAAUAAACACAAUUCAAAUAGAUAAGGACCAUGUUGAAAAUAGAAUAAAUGACGGGAAAAGAUUCAUCAGACGAAAUAUUAAAAAUCUUGUGGACGAACCCAAACUACAACAAGAGUUAACGAGUUUGAAACGUCUUAUUCAAGUGGAUAAAACAAGUGAGUUGAUAUCUAAAUUAGACGAUAAGAUUAGGAAGAUUGAAAAACUAAACGCUUUGGAGAGAAAACUUGGCGAAUUGCUAGUAGAACUAGACAAGACCGCGGACAAAACCGAGUUACAAAAUUCGAUAUCCAAUUUGAACGAAAAGAUCGCAAAGCAAAAAUCAGAUGUUCAAGAUAUAAUUAACACACUUCCCAUUGACAAAGAUACGUUGAAACAACAAUUGACUGCUUUGGAUACUAAAAUCACGGACGAAUUAGAAAAAGAAGUGGGUGUGAUUAAAAACUUUCUUCAAAAUAAAUUUCGAGAUGAUAUGAAAAAUUAUAUUAAAGAACAGGUCAAUCUUUUGGUAUCUAGAAUUCAUGACGAUUUUUUGAGACAAGAGAGAAAGUUGAGCAAAUUAGAAGCUAUUGUCACGGACAAAUCGUAUUAUUUCAAUCUACCAUUCGAAAGUGACACUGUCUUCGAUAGAAAAGACCAAAUUUAUAAAUCAAACAAAUACGGAUUCAAAGCAGAAAUAAAAGUGGGUUCUCUCGCAUACGGAGAACCUAAAAACGUAUUCGAUAUCGGCGAAACGCAAGAGUUUUCUUUUCGAGGUAAUUGUCUGAUUCAAAUAGAGUUUCCCAUGAAGGUUAAAGUCAAUAAAGUAGUCUUCAAACAAACCGGUAAGGGCGUCAAACAUAUUUCAUUAUUCAAUGAUGGUAAUUUGGAAGAGAAUAUACGUUUGAUUGAUAAAAGGGAUCAGGAAAUUGAAACGAAAAAUGGUAAAUAUGUAGACACCUUUAAAAUGGAAGUAGAAAAUGAUAAGGAUAUCAUUGGAAUCAAAGAUUUGGAUAUGAUAUUGGAGACGGAAAAUCCACCAUCAAGCAACAUUGACAAAGUUCCACGACGCUUACACGAACACGGAAAAAUAGAAUCGAGCAGUCACGAGUUUUUACGAACAACAGACUUUGAAUACGUAAAACUAUAUUUCGCUUUAGGUGAAAAAUACACCUCUAUCGAUGUUCAUAAAAGUCAACAAGAACGAGAGUUUAUAGUACAUUUAACGUUUGUCGAAGGUUCCGACUCCAUCCUUCAUGCUGGUGGUUAUAUUUUUAGAGCCAAGAUAAACAUCGAAAAAGAAAAAAGAAAAUAUUCCUAUCAUCUUAAAGAGGACCAUACGAAAAAAGAAAUGUCGUUAGUACGCGUAAAUGUUUUUACUUUUAAUACUCGAAUAUUUAAGAAUACUAGGCCAAACGACCACGCUCUAUGGGAUAUUCCGUGGUUCUAUUUAUCGGAAAUUCACUUAAUUUAA
Lottia gigantea (owl limpet) is the source of this 1656-nucleotide messenger RNA. RefSeq lists its product as hypothetical. The transcript is spliced from 2 exons. The coding region runs from base 1 to 1656 and encodes 551 amino acids. The record is from RefSeq and is a predicted model, not a curated record. NCBI's taxonomy places the organism in Eukaryota, Metazoa, Mollusca, Gastropoda, Lottiidae.